AUUAGUCUACGAAAAAUCAAAUCCAAUUUUUUGGUCUAAGUUCCAAUUUCCAAACCCUUUUUAUAGCCGAACCGAUAGCAGCGGUAAAAGACUUCACAGACUUCACCACACAACCACCCCUUCUUAGCUCUCUCUCUCUAGAACCAGUUCCAUUGAGAUUCAGAUUUCUCGCGCUUUCUCGGUAUUUUUAUGGAAAAAGGAUGGGGUCUCACACUUGAUUCUGACUCCCGCGGAUUCUUCCUUAAUAAUCAGCUACCAUCUGUGAUCGACCACACUAGUUCAAAACGAAAUAUCUUCUGUAACACUACUGAUUCACCUAAGACCAUGACUAUGUUCUCCGGCGUCGAGCUUUCAGCCGUUAGAUUUCCUCGCAGGGAAGAUCAGCUCUCCCUAACGAUGCCACCGCCUUCUUCCGACGAGAAUCGGGCCGCUGCCUCCGUGGUCGAUUUCUUCUCGGAGAAGAAUAGAACAGUCAACGAUCGCGAUGAUUCCAAAGCCGUUGCAGCUGUAAGCGUCAAGAAAGAGAGUUCCCAUGGUGAGGCCACUCCUGGACCUUCGAAUUUAAAUACUGGUUUAAAUUUGCAUCUUCGAACUGCCAAUACUGGAAGUGAUGAAUCAACGGUGGAUGAUGGUGUAAAAUCUGAUAUAGAGGAUAAGCUAACCAAAAACAAGAUGGUUCGUUUACAAGUAGAGCUCCAAAACAUGAAUGAUGAGAAUCAAAAGUUAAAAGAAAUGCUUGCUCAGGUGAGCAAUAAUUACAGUGCUUUACAAAUGCAUGUGGUUUCUAUUAUGCAACAACAACAACAACUACAACAGCAACAAAAUCAUAGAACCGACACUGCUCAGCUCAUACAACAUCAUCAGAUGAAUAAUAAUAAGGAUCAAGAAGUCAAACAUGAGAGACAAUUCCUUGAUUUGGGACCAAGUACUGCCACAGUAGAGACGACAGAUGAUCAAGUGUCUAACAACUCUUCAUCAUCAGAGGAGAGAACCCGUUCCGCAACACCUCAAAACAAUAAUAAUAUUGUACAAGAUGUGAAAUAUAAUAAUAGUACAACUACAUUAAAAGAUGGUAUCCCUUUUGAUAAUCAAGAUCACAGCUCUGCUAGUUAUAGAGAUUGUAAAAGGGUCAAUAGAGAUGAGAGCCCCGAAUCUGAGUCCCAAGGUUGGGCUUCUAAUAAUAACAAGGUUCCUAAGUUGAAUCAUCCUCCUUCCAAGCCCAUCGAGCAAUCUCCUGAUGCCACCAUGAGGAAAGCCCGUGUAUCAGUUCGAGCACGAUCAGAAGCUCCCAUGAUAACUGAUGGCUGUCAAUGGAGAAAAUAUGGUCAAAAAAUGGCCAAAGGGAAUCCUUGUCCUCGUGCCUAUUAUCGUUGUACAAUGGCUGUUGGAUGUCCCGUUCGCAAACAAGUUCAACGUUGUGCUGAAGAUCGAACCAUUUUGAUCACAACAUACGAAGGGAACCACAUCCACCCGCUCCCACCAGCUGCGAUGGCGAUGGCCUCGACAACCACUGCAGCAGCCAACAUGUUGUUGUCUGGUUCUAUGUCUAGUGCUGAUGGACUAAUGAACCCAAAUUUACUAGCUAGAGCCAUUCUUCCAUGCUCAUCCAACAUGGCCACAAUUUCAGCUUCGGCUCCAUUCCCUACAGUCACAUUGGACCUAACCAACAACUCCAACCCACUACAAAUGCUAAGAUCUCAACAAACCCAAUUUCAAGUUCCAUUAGGACAAUCCCAAAACUUCGCCACACCACACAAUGGUUUUGGACAAGGUCUAUACAAUCAGUCCAAGUUUUCAGGGCUUCAGCUCUCUUCAGCUGGAGGUCAAGAUAAUCAUAUGCAGAACGUUUCUUCAGCUGCCCAAUUACAAGCCCACCAAACUCAUCCGCAGCCUUCUUUGGCUGAUUCGGUCAGUGCAGCUACUGCUGCUAUCACAGCUGAUCCAAAUUUCACAGCAGCACUUGCUGCAGCUAUCUCCUCGAUCAUUGGAAAUAAUGGAAAUAAUCAGAAUAAUAAUAAUAUUAAUGCCGCUGGUUCCACUGCCAAUCCAAUUAGCAACCCAAACAACAACAACAAAAUGAUCAGCAACUUUCCCGGAAAUUAGAGAUUGUGUUUUCUAAUUGUUUCAGUUGUUCAUUAGGUUUUUUUAAUUUUCUUCUUCAUUAUUUUGUUCUUUUUUUGGUUUAAACGAGUACACAAGAUAAGAUAACAUGUUCAUAGGUUUUGUUGUUGUAAGGAUCUUGACGACCAAGUUCAUUCUUUCUUAUUGUUCAAUUUUGAAUAAUUUUUGUUCAAAAUUUUCAGUAAAUACACAGAAAUGGAGAAAGAAAAAAAAAACGCUAUUGUAUUAUUAGUCAA
This is a messenger RNA of Cannabis sativa, 2357 nucleotides long. Its product is annotated as probable WRKY transcription factor 31. The transcript has 6 exons. Gene Ontology annotation, biological process: regulation of DNA-templated transcription. The record is from RefSeq and is a predicted model, not a curated record. NCBI's taxonomy places the organism in Eukaryota, Viridiplantae, Streptophyta, Magnoliopsida, Rosales, Cannabaceae. Gene Ontology annotation, molecular function: sequence-specific DNA binding; DNA-binding transcription factor activity. The coding region runs from base 190 to 2103 and encodes 637 amino acids.